This is a messenger RNA of Aspergillus versicolor CBS 583.65, 726 nucleotides long. It is a transcript of the gene xanC, whose product is annotated as transcription factor xanC. The coding region runs from base 1 to 726 and encodes 241 amino acids. The record is from RefSeq and is a predicted model, not a curated record. The transcript is spliced from 3 exons. Gene Ontology annotation, molecular function: DNA-binding transcription factor activity. NCBI's taxonomy places the organism in Eukaryota, Fungi, Ascomycota, Eurotiomycetes, Eurotiales, Aspergillaceae. Gene Ontology annotation, biological process: regulation of DNA-templated transcription.
AUGCCUGCGAAACACCACAGCCCAGAGCAGAGUGAGUCGCCAAAGCAGGAUCCGACGGAGCGCAGGAGGCUGCAGAAUCGUCUCUCGCAGCGGAAUCACCGGAGGAAGAUCCGUGAUCGCAUUGCCAAACUCCAAGAACGAGUCAUCGCCAGCGAACUGCGUGCUGCCGCAACGCUGCACGGAUGGCACUCGGCGCCCUGCAUUCCGUACGAGGUGAAGCCAUCGCCGUCCUCUACUUCGUCGUCGUUGUCGCUGUCACCGUCGUCUCCCCCUGCAGAAAUGCAGUGUCCACCGGCGUCGUAUAAUGUCGGCCUGAACACUAUGCCUCAGCUCCCUCUGUUCCCUACGCCAGGCGAGUACGACGAGACAGGGACUGGAGUCAGCUCUCUGAGCGGAAGUGGCACGUCCAGCCCAACAACCCUAGUUCCUCCAGAUAUUGUAGCUGGCCCUGGCCUGGGAUUGUCACAGGGUUACGGACUCGAUACGGUGCAAAUGUGCGAGCAAUGGGGGUUCCAAGGAUCCGUUUAUCUAGCUACCGAGACAUCUCUGCCGCAGAUACUGCAGACUCUCGGCCCGUCGUCGAAUGCGAUUAUACUACUCCAGACCCCGGGGUACUCAGUCGGUGGAGGCACAAUGGGAUAUACGUCGCAAGAACAGGCGGAUAUGAGCGGGUGCCAGUGUCAGAGCCUGGGAUGGAUAACAUGCCCUCUUCACCCGAUGGGAUAG